GUCUGCGCAUUACGACCUCUCCGGGUUGCAUCAUUACACGUGAAGAAGGCGAUCCGUCUAUCUUGCUGAUUUGUCGCUGGAACUCCCACGAAUUCUGCAAAGAAAUCCAAGAUGUUGACUGCUGCGAGAAUGCUAAGCCGCAGCUAUGCCGGUGUCUCAUGUGACGUCGCCAGGAAGCAACAUUUUAGCACAAUCCUGAAAAACGUUGCAGCUCCAUUAGUCACUGUGCCACAAAGAUUGACUGAUUUACAACAGCAUCGGCACAAAUCCGAAGGUGUGAAAGGUGCAGUAAUUGGUAUUGACCUUGGAACCACAUUCUCAUGUGUAGCAUUGAUGGAGGGUAAACAAGCUAAAGUUAUAGAAAAUGCUGAAGGCUCUAGGACUACUCCAUCUUAUGUUGCUUUCUCAAAAGAAAAUGAACGUUUAGUUGGCAUGCCCGCGAAACGACAAGCAGUCACAAAUUCCGCCAAUACGUUUUACGCAACAAAACGGUUGAUUGGGCGCAGAUUCGAUGACCCUGAAGUAAAAAAAGAUAUGAAGAGUGUGUCGUAUAAAAUUGUGAAAGCAUCCAAUGGAGAUGCGUGGGUACAGGGUGCCGAUGGAAAAAUGUAUUCUCCUAGUCAGAUAGGAGCGUUUGUACUUAUGAAAAUGAAAGAAACGGCUGCAGCUUACUUAAACACUUCGGUAAAGAAUGCUGUUGUCACUGUACCGGCGUAUUUCAACGAUUCACAGCGACAAGCCACAAAAGAUGCUGGUCAAAUAGCUGGAUUAAACGUACUUCGUGUAAUUAAUGAGCCGACAGCAGCUGCACUUGCAUACGGCAUGGAUAAACAGGAAGAUAAGAUUAUUGCCGUUUAUGACUUGGGUGGAGGUACCUUUGAUAUCUCAAUUUUAGAAAUUCAGAAGGGUGUCUUUGAAGUGAAAUCCACGAAUGGCGAUACAUUUUUGGGCGGGGAAGAUUUCGACAAUACUUUAGUUAAUUACCUUGUAACAGAAUUCAGAAAAGAGCAAGGUAUCGACGUGACUAAAGACGCAAUGGCAAUGCAAAGAUUGAAAGAAGCAGCGGAGAAGGCUAAGAUCGAGCUGUCGAGCUCGCUUCAGACAGAUAUUAAUUUACCGUACCUUACUAUGGAUUCUAGUGGACCAAAGCAUUUAAAUCUGAAAUUGUCCAGAAGCAAAUUCGAAAGUCUCGUGAAUGAUCUGAUUAAGCGUACCAUUCAGCCCUGUCAGAAGGCGCUUUCUGACGCUGAAGUCUCGAAAUCCGACAUUGGGGAGGUUCUGUUGGUCGGCGGUAUGACCAGAGUUCCUAAAGUACAGCAAACUGUUCAAGAUAUAUUUGGUAGACAACCAUCGAAGGCUGUAAAUCCGGAUGAGGCUGUUGCUGUGGGCGCUGCGGUUCAAGGAGGUGUACUCGCAGGGGACGUGACGGACGUUCUGCUGCUCGAUGUUACGCCUUUGUCGUUAGGUAUUGAGACACUUGGCGGAGUGUUCACGAGAUUAAUCUCCCGUAAUACAACUAUACCUACGAAAAAGAGUCAGGUAUUCUCUACGGCGGCGGACGGCCAGACUCAAGUGGAGAUCAAAGUUCAUCAGGGCGAGCGAGAAAUGGCUGGCGAUAACAAACUGCUGGGUCAAUUCAGCCUUAUUGGUAUUCCACCUGCACCGAGGGGUGUACCGCAAAUAGAAGUAACGUUCGACAUUGAUGCAAACGGUAUAGUGCAUGUAUCGGCGAGGGAUAAGGGAACUGGCAAGGAGCAACAGAUUAUUAUACAAUCCAGCGGUGGCCUUAGCAAAGAUGAAAUUGAGAAUAUGGUUAAAAACGCGGAACAGUACGCCAAGGCGGAUAAAGUUAAGAAGGAAAGGGUUGAAGCUAUUAAUCAAGCAGAAGGAAUCAUACAUGAUACCGAGUCGAAGUUGGAAGAAUUCAAAGCGCAAGUACCACAAGAAGAGUGCGACAAGAUUAAAGAAUUAAUCGGGAAACUGCGAGAAACUUUGAGUAAGAAGGACGAUACGGAUCCCGAAGAAAUAAAGAAGCAAACGAACGAACUCCAACAAGCCAGCCUAAAACUGUUCGAGAUGGCGUACAAAAAGAUGGCUGCGGAAAGAGAAAGCAGUCAAAAUCAGUCCUCGCAACAGGAACCUCCUCAGGAACCUGAAAGCGAGAAGAAGGAAGAGAAAAAUUAAAUAUAAUUAGGUAAUUUGCGUUCUCUGUAAAAAUAAACACAAAUUCCAUGCACACACUUGUACAAGCAUCUGUUGCUGUAUCGCAAACUAUUUGUUUAAGUAAAACAAAAAAAAAGAAAACGCGAAAUUAAUUUUUGAUAUUUUGCAAGCGAUAGUAGAGCCGAUUGGAAGUCAGCUUGAAGAAACGAAGUAUUGCUUUUCCAAGAAACAACUCGAUUCGCGUAGAACUCUUGUUUCAAUAAAUAUAUACGCAUCAUGUAACAGCAAGAUUCUAUGCGAUUACAUAGCAUGGUUUUAAAAAUAAGAAUCUUGCGUUCUAAAUGUUACAUGAAAUUAAAUUUUAUUUUUUUGCAAAGUUACGUAAACAGUUAUCGUAGACACGCAGUCAAACUUUUGUUAAAAGCCUGGUAAUUUGUGUAUUUUAUAUUUAUGGCAAACAAUGGUCAACUAUAGUACCUUAAAAUAUUCAGUUGAAUGAUUUUUACCUACUGACAAAUUAUGUAUAUAGUUGAUCGCUUGCGUAAGAAGUAAUGCAAGUAUAGCAUAUACAUCAGGUGCAAAAAGAUACCGUUCUCAUUUACGACGAUGAUUAGCCAUGUAAAGUGAUUUGUACCAAAAACAAUACAGUAAUAGUUUGUUAACA
Messenger RNA from Dinoponera quadriceps, 2827 nucleotides. RefSeq names its product heat shock 70 kDa protein cognate 5 (gene Hsc70-5). The transcript has 11 exons. Gene Ontology annotation, cellular component: cytoplasm; mitochondrion. Bases 112 to 2184 code for a protein of 690 amino acids. Lineage: Eukaryota; Metazoa; Arthropoda; Insecta; Hymenoptera; Formicidae. Gene Ontology annotation, molecular function: ATP-dependent protein folding chaperone; ATP binding; heat shock protein binding. Gene Ontology annotation, biological process: protein refolding; cellular response to unfolded protein. The record is from RefSeq and is a predicted model, not a curated record.